Plasmopara halstedii is the source of this 711-nucleotide messenger RNA. RefSeq lists its product as uncharacterized. NCBI's taxonomy places the organism in Eukaryota, Oomycota, Peronosporomycetes, Peronosporales, Peronosporaceae. Gene Ontology annotation, cellular component: plasma membrane. The record is from RefSeq and is a predicted model, not a curated record. Gene Ontology annotation, biological process: plasma membrane organization; phospholipid homeostasis; regulation of membrane lipid distribution. The transcript is spliced from 7 exons. Bases 1 to 711 code for a protein of 236 amino acids.
AUGCUGACUGAAGCACUUGUUGUCACGUGGAUCAACAUGUGUGCGAUCAUGCUGUACUUAGAUCCGCAGCUCUGGAUCGUUGUGAUUUCCUCGUUGGCUUUCGCGACAAUCCGUGUCUUGAUUCUUCCGAUAGGAUUGGCCAAUUUCAAAACUUUUGCAGCAAUGUCGACAUUUGGCAAGCUACUAUUUAGCAACACAUUGGUGUCAAUGCUGCACUCAAUGCUAUCUUCAUUACUUUCAAUAAUUGCUCUGCUCUCGUCACACUCGCUUAAUGGCAACUACGUCAAUUCUGCCACGAUUGAAGAAUUUUUGGCUACCUCGGUCUCUACUGGCUAUUUUGCUCAUGACUUGUGGGACUAUGUGCACAAUGGACUGUAUGUCAAGUCCCCUGGAAUUAUCUUGCAUCACGUAGUUGUGCUCAUCUGCUACACUUCCGCCUUAACGAAGACCCAAUCUCAAUUACUACGAUGGGUCUGGUGUAUGCAGUGGAUUACAUUCAUUGUCGCCAGAGUCAUACCUCACACCAUUGUCACUUUUCUGACUUAUCAAUCGAGAGACUUUUUCCACCAACAGCUUCAUUUCGUGAUUGCGUUUGGCGGAAUGGUUUUUAUCAAUUUGCUAAAUCUCAAGCUUUUCUACGACGUACGCAAAGCAUGGCUAAAGGACUUCGCGCCACCUGUGACAUCUUCGCUGCUUGCAAAAGCACUCUGA